AUGAAGCGGGCAGGCUCAAAAGGCAAGACAACAGCAAGCUUCCUGGCGCUUUGCGCGGGUUUAAUGCAACAGAAGGGCGAGGCGUUAAACAACGUCGGUUCGACAGAGAUGAGGGAGAGAAAGUUGGAUUGUACGAUUGGUGGAGAUGAAGGGCGAUACAUUCUGAUGGUUGCGGAGAACCUAACGCCAUGGUCUCUUAGUUUCAUCAUGGUGGGCGAGUUGACAGGUGAGGAGUUUGGGGGAGCAGCAUGCGCAGUAACAGCAGAAAUUGCAUACAGGGUCUCGCAUCGCCAUUCAGAUAUUGAGACUAUGCGGCUGCAUGGCCCGAACUCUGAGGCUUGCACGGCAGACGACGGAGUUGUUGAGCGAGAGUAA
Laccaria bicolor S238N-H82 is the source of this 375-nucleotide messenger RNA. RefSeq lists its product as uncharacterized. Bases 1 to 375 code for a protein of 124 amino acids. The transcript has 4 exons. The record is from RefSeq and is a predicted model, not a curated record. NCBI's taxonomy places the organism in Eukaryota, Fungi, Basidiomycota, Agaricomycetes, Agaricales, Hydnangiaceae.